Messenger RNA from Humulus lupulus (European hop), 660 nucleotides. RefSeq lists its product as uncharacterized. The record is from RefSeq and is a predicted model, not a curated record. The transcript has a single exon. NCBI's taxonomy places the organism in Eukaryota, Viridiplantae, Streptophyta, Magnoliopsida, Rosales, Cannabaceae. Bases 1 to 660 code for a protein of 219 amino acids.
AUGGCUGAAAAUAUGGAUGUUAUUCCUAUUGAAAGCACUGGUGGAUGUCACCGAACUCCGGCUUCGACCACAAAGAACCAAUCCUCAAGGGACCAGCCUGUGCAAGUUUCGAUUCCAACGGUUCCAGUGAACCAUAAUGAGAAACCUGAAAAAUUCACUGGUGUGAAUUUUAAGACCUCGCAGCAGAAAAUACUAUUCUACUUAACAACAUUGAAUCUUGUGAGAUUCUUGAAAGAGGUUCCUCCCACUGUUGGAGAGGACGAAGCAGAUGUGCAAACUCAACAUGCAGUUGAGGCAUGGAAGCAUGCUGAAUUCCUUUGUAGGAAUUACAUUCUGAAUGGCUUGUCUGACUCGCUGUAUAGUGUGUACAGUGUGAAGAAAACGGCUAAGGAACUGUGGGAGUCUUUGGACCACAAGUACAAAGCCGAAGAUGUUGGAGCCAAGAAAUUCUUGGUUGGCCAAUUCUUGAACUUCAAGAUGGUGGAUUCCAAAAAUGUGAUAAGCCAAGUGCAAGAUCUUCAAUUGAUUAUCCAUGGAAUACAUGCUGAAGGGAUGGUCUUGAGUGAGUCUUUCCAAGUAGCUGCAAUUAUAGAGAAGCUACCCCCUGCAUGGAUAGACUUCAAAAAUUAUCUCAAGCACAAGCAAGGAAAUGAGUGUUGA